AUGUUCCUGAAUUAUUCCGACGGCGUUGAGGAGUACACCACAUCAGUCACUGGCUUCAUCAAUAAGUGCAUUGAGGACGUCAUCCCUACAGUGACUGUACGUACAUACUCCAACCAGAAGCCAUGGAUUACAGGCAACAUUCGCACCGAGCUAAAGGGUAGAGCUGCGGCAUUCAAGGAGCAGGCCUCUAACCCAGAAGUUUAUAAGAAAUCCCGCUAUGCCCUCCGACGAACCAUCAAACAGAGACAGGACGGCGGAGCGAGGCUAGUGAAACAUCUACUAUCCAUUCUGUACGAAGGGCAAAAGCGCAACUCCAGACACAAGGCCAACAGCCCAGAAGAGUUAUCUGCCCAGAAGAGUUAUCCGCCCAGAAGAGUUAUCAGCCCAGAAGAGUUAUCAGCCCAGAAGAGUUAUCAGCCCAGAAGAGUUAUCAGCCCAGAAGAGUUAUCAGCCCAGAAGAGUUAUCAGCCCAGAAGAGUUAUCCGCCCAGAAGAGUUAUCCGCCCAGAAGAGUUAUCCGCCCAGAAGAGUUAUCAGCCCAGAAGAGUUAUCAGCCCAGAAGAGUUAUCAGCCCAGAAGAGUUAUCAGCCCAGAAGAGUUAUCAGCCCAGAAGAGUUAUCAGCCCAGAAGAGUUAUCCGCCCAGAAGAGUUAUCCGCCCAGAAGAGUUAUCCGCCCAGAAGAGUUAUCCGCCCAGAAGAGUUAUCAGCCCAGAAGAGUUAUCAGCCCAGAAGAGUUAUCAGCCCAGAAGAGUUACCAGCCCAGAAGAGUUAUCAGCCCAGAAGAGUUAUCAGCCCAGAAGAGUUAUCCGCCCAGAAGAGUUAUCAGCCCAGAAGAGUUAUCAGCCCAGAAGAGUUAUCAGCCCAGAAGAGUUAUCAGCCCAGAAGAGUUAUCAGCCCAGAAGAGUUAUCAGCCCAGAAGAGUUAUCAGCCCAGAAGAGUUAUCAGCCCAGAAGAGUUAUCAGCCCAGAAGAAAUACGAGCUGUGGAGAGUAGAUUACGAGCUGUGGAGAGUAGAGUAUGAGCUGUGGAGAGUAGAGUAUGUGCUGUGGAGAGUAGAGUACAAGCUGUGGAGAGCAGAGUACGAGCUGUGGAGAGUAGAGUACAAGCUGUGGAGAGUAGAGUACGAGCUGUGGAGAGUAGAGUACGAGCUGUGGAGAGUAGAGAAUGUGCUGUGGAGAGUAGAGUACGUGCUGUGGAGAGUAGAGUACGAGCUGUGGAGAGUAGAGUACGUGCUGUGGAGAGUAGAGUACGAGCUGUGGACAGUAGAGCACGUGCUGUGGAGAGUAGAGUACGUGCUGUGGAGAGUAGAGUACGUGCUGUGGAGAGUAGAGUACGAGCUGUGGACAGUAGAGUACGUGCUGUGGAGAGUAGAAUACGAGCUGUGGACAGUAGAGUACGAGCUGUUGAGAAUAGAGUACGUCCCGUGGAGAGUAGAGUACGUGCUGUGGAGAGUAGAGUACGAGCUGUGGAGAGUAGAGUACGAGCUGUUGAGAAUAGAGUACGUCCCGUGGAGAGUAGAGUACGUGCUGUGGAGAGUAGAGUACGAGCUGUGGACAGUAGAGUACGAGCUGUUGAGAAUAGAGUACGUCCCGUGGAGAGUAGAGUACGUGCUGUGGAGAGUAGAGUACGAGCUGUUGAGAGUAGAGUACGAGCUGUGGAGAGUAGAGUACAAGCUGUGGAGAGAACGAGCUGUGGAGAAGUACGUGCUGUGGAGAGUAGAGUACGAGCUGUGGAGAGUAGAGUACGAGCUGUUGAGAGUAGAGUACGUGCUGUGGAGAGUAGAGUACGUCCUGUGGAGAGUAGAGUACGUGCUGUGGAGAGUAGAGUACGUGCUGUGGAGAGUAGAGUACGAGCUGUGGAGAGUAGAGUACGAGCUGUGGGGCCAGUAUCUGAGGAGGCUGCUUGACUUAUUUACACUGAUGAGGACAGAGGAAAAAGCUUGA
Molecule: messenger RNA, 1941 nt
Organism: Oncorhynchus masou masou (cherry salmon)
Lineage: Eukaryota; Metazoa; Chordata; Actinopteri; Salmoniformes; Salmonidae
Product: golgin subfamily A member 6-like protein 1
Exons: 4
Coding region: 1-1941 (646 amino acids)
Source: RefSeq, a predicted model, not a curated record